Penicillium argentinense is the source of this 1161-nucleotide messenger RNA. Its product is annotated as 3-beta hydroxysteroid dehydrogenase/isomerase. The transcript has 2 exons. The record is from RefSeq and is a predicted model, not a curated record. Gene Ontology annotation, biological process: steroid biosynthetic process. The coding region runs from base 1 to 1161 and encodes 386 amino acids. NCBI's taxonomy places the organism in Eukaryota, Fungi, Ascomycota, Eurotiomycetes, Eurotiales, Aspergillaceae. Gene Ontology annotation, molecular function: 3-beta-hydroxy-Delta5-steroid dehydrogenase (NAD+) activity.
AUGGCAGGCAUAUUGAAAUCGAAAAAGAUCCUUAUCUCUGGGGGCACCGGCUUUGUCGGCUCAGCCACCGUACGUGCCCUGGCAGCCAAACAUCCCAGCUGCGCCAUUACCGUCAUCGAUCAGAGUCCACCUCGGCCGCAGCAUGCGCUCCCAGCAGAAAUUACAUGCAUGCAGGUGGAUAUCACUACGGCAGAAGAAGUCAGCAAGGCUUUCCAGGCCGUUGAGCCUGACGUCGUUGUCCACACCGCAGGUAUUGUACCGACCCUCGCAGACCGUUUCGGCCGAAGGCUGGAGCCCCAGGUGUGGAGGGUCAAUGUCGAGGGCACGCGCAAUAUGUUGAAUGCGGCCGCCGAAACUAAUGUGAAGGCCUUUGUUUAUACGAGCACUUGCUGUGUGGUGACGGAUGACAUGAGCACAUCAUACUUCAAUAUCGACGAAAGAUGGCCACCGUCUGAGAGAUCUCUCAUCUAUGGCGAAUCAAAGGUUGCCGCAGCCGAAGCACUCGUCCUCGAGGCAGACUGCACCACGAUGGCGACUUGUUCCCUCCGGCCAUCCGUUUUGUGCGGAGAAGGAGAUUAUCAGCUGGUUCCGGCCAUCCACGCGUGUAUUGCCAAGUACGAGACGCCCUUUAUCAUUGGCGAUGGACUCAAUUUGUGGGAUGUGACCCACGUGGGCAAUGUCGCGGACGCCCAUGUCCUCGCCGUGGAGAAUCUGGUGACCUCGCGGACGGCUGCCGGCGAGGCGUUCUUCAUUCAGAAUAAUGAGCCCAUCACCUUUCGUGAUUUCUGCCUCGCUAUCUGGGCACACUUCGGGCACAUCCCGCCCUUCGAAGUUCGAGUCCCGGAAUCGCUGGCCUACUUUGCAGGAUUACUGUGCGAGAUAGCGACCUGGGUGACUGGCACCACCACCACCCUAAGUCGGGGAAGUGUGCGAGAUGCAUGUGCCAUUCGAUACGCAAGUGGGGAAAAGGCCAGAGCCAUAUUGGGGUACGAAGCUCGCAUCGGUAUAGAAGACGCGAUCCGUCUGAGUUGCGAGGUAAGCAGAACACAAAUGAUCCGAAAUCCUGCAGUUGAAGAAGUAGCCGGAGUGGACAGCUCAUGUACAGAAAUGCAGGAAUAUGCCCGCCGUAUCGGCGUUGAGCGACAUACCAACAACCCCUAG